GAAGAUAAAAGUUCAUAAAUUAUUUUUAAUUUAUUAAACUGAUUUUCCAUUGAAUUAUACUUAAAAUCUAAAAACUAAUUUCUGGUGAUUGUAAUUUCCGAAACUUUCAUUGGAAUCAGAUUGGCAGUUGAAAAAUCAAUUUAUCUUUCUUCGAGACUUGAAAAACCUCAAAUUGUUUCAGGAAUUCAAAUAUUUGAGCUCUAUUUAUCAAUUAUAUCAUCAUGAUUUUAUUUAAACGAGUACUAUCUUUUAAAAUUAACGAACAAAAACAGUUCUUCAGAUGUCUUUGUAGCUCAGAUAAUACUUUAGAGACAAUCAAGUCUAAUCAAAUUCAAUGGCCCAAGGAUUACAACAAUGUUCCACUGGAACCCAAUGUUACUAAUUUUUCUACUAUUAGUCCAGCAUUAAAACCUACAUUUAAUCUGGCUGCAUAUGUUAAUGAGUCAUAUUCACUACAACAAUUAGUCAAACUUGGCGUUGAAAUUUAUAAAUUUGACAAUAAUCCUAAUGUAAUGGAAAUGAUAUUGAAAUUAGAUUUUGAACGUGAUAUGAAACCGUAUAUAAGAUUUAUUCAUGAUUGUGGAGUACCAGUUGAAGAAUUGGGAAAAUUUCUCACAAAAAAUCCUAUGAUAUUUUCUGAACAUAUGGAUGAUUUAAUAACCAGAAUAAAUUAUUUAGAAUAUAAAAAAUUCAAUAAAGAAAUGAUAACUACUAUAAUCCGAAAACACCCAAAAUGGUUGUCUCAAAGUACAAUUGACAUUGAUACCAGUCUUGGAUUUUUUCAAACUAACUUCUUUCUUUCUGGUGAUAAUAUCCGUAGUGUAGUUACUAAAUUACCAAAACUGAUUACUUGGCCAAAAAAAUCGGUUAAUUUAAUAAUGUUUUCAUUGAUUGAAGAAAUGGGUUUUAAUAAAAGUGAAAGGAAAAGACUAUUACAAAUCCAUCCCAAAUUAUUUGUAAUGUCUAAAAACCAUUUAUUACAACGAUUCAACUACAUACAUCAUACUAUGGACAUAAAUCACGACCGCAUUGUCUUUGAACCUCAAGUAUUGACCAGUCGUUUAUUUAGAAUCAAACAGAGACACGAGUAUCUGCAAUAUUUAAACCGAGCACAAUAUGACCCAACAAAGCCCAAUUAUGUACCACUUACAAAAUUAGUUUCAGGAGAUGAUUCAGAAUUUUGUAUAAACCUUGCUAAGACUAGUGUUGAAAUGUUUAAUACAUAUCUGAAGACUAGUCAAUAAUGUUACGAUUUAAUUGAUAAUUUGUAUAAUAUUUAUAUUUCAUUAAAAAUAGUGUUUUCAAUUUA
Molecule: messenger RNA, 1309 nt
Organism: Acyrthosiphon pisum (pea aphid)
Lineage: Eukaryota; Metazoa; Arthropoda; Insecta; Hemiptera; Aphididae
Gene: mTerf3
Product: mitochondrial transcription termination factor 3
Biological process (GO): regulation of DNA-templated transcription; mitochondrial ribosome assembly; mitochondrial transcription
Cellular component (GO): mitochondrion
Molecular function (GO): double-stranded DNA binding
Source: RefSeq, marked validated